UAAUACACUUUUGCCGAUAAAUCAACUUGAGCCCAGAACAUACUGUCUCACGAUGCGUUUGCUAAAUGUGGGGAACCGUGUCGUCGCUAUGCGUUUGCGCUUGGGUGAGAAAUUCACGCUGCCGGACCGCUUUAAGGGCACCACGGUGGAGAAGUGGGCCAACUACUGGAAAGGACUGAUGAGUGAUUACGCUGAAGUAGCCACAAGCGUCGUCAAGGAGUCGUACGCGAGGCCGAAACGAACCCUUAUUUAUGGCACGGCCAUCGUAGCACUAUACCAGAUGGCCAAGAAUAACCCAGAUCAGUAUGCCUUCUCCUCGCUAUUGCGAACACAAACAAACCGCAUGAUAACGCUGCCGCCGGAACAGCAAAAUUCCGAAUCAAGCGAUUAUCUCGUUAUGCUGGAGCGUGCCAUCAAUCAGAAUAAGCUACGCCUCCUCAACCUAGGCAUCUGCACGCUUCUGUGGGUGGACAUGUUCGAUGAGGAUGAUUGCACCUAUCCGGCCAUUUGUGAAUACACCACAGUGAACUAUUUAAGUUUUCAUGAGCGCAUCAUAGACGUUGGCUUCUGGAACCAGUACUGGCGUCUCAAGUGGAAAAUGCACAAUUACGAUGUCAACUAUCUGUGAUGCUCCGAACCAAAUGCCGUGAUUCUCAAUUUUUUUGUUAAAUGUGCUUAGUCAUGUUUAAUAUCAUACAAUGUACAUCCAUUUAAAAGAAAACGAAAUAGUACAAUUUAGCAUUUGUAAGCAGA
This is a messenger RNA of Drosophila grimshawi, 753 nucleotides long. RefSeq names its product mitochondrial import inner membrane translocase subunit Tim29. Bases 53 to 628 code for a protein of 191 amino acids. Lineage: Eukaryota; Metazoa; Arthropoda; Insecta; Diptera; Drosophilidae. Gene Ontology annotation, cellular component: TIM22 mitochondrial import inner membrane insertion complex. The transcript has 2 exons. Gene Ontology annotation, biological process: protein insertion into mitochondrial inner membrane. The record is from RefSeq and is a predicted model, not a curated record.